AUGGAGACGGUGCCUUAUGCUAAUGUCGUGGGCUGCCUUAUGUAUGCAAUGGAAAGCAACAUUGAGAUGCAGUCAAGUGGAUUUUGCGUUAUUUUAAGGGUUCUUGGGGACAAAGGAUUAUGGGACUUGGACAAGAGAAGGAGGACCGAUAAGUUGAAGGGCACUGCUGCAAUCAAUUAUAGCUUUGUCGAGCACAGAGGCAGAGUAUAUUGCAUUGGCCGAAGUUGGAAAGGAAGCAAUUUGGCUUCAUGGCUUGGUAAGUCAAAUGGGAAUCACCUAAGAUUGUGUGAAGCUGAAGUGUGA
Prunus armeniaca (apricot) is the source of this 303-nucleotide messenger RNA. The record is from the annotation of a GenBank genome assembly. NCBI's taxonomy places the organism in Eukaryota, Viridiplantae, Streptophyta, Magnoliopsida, Rosales, Rosaceae.